UCAAUCGCCAUUCAAAGAGAGUGCUUGUGUGAUUUCGAGACCAAGUGCCAGCAGAAGAGAGCGACAAAACUCAACUCGCAAAAUUGUGUGAAGAUCGGCAGUUUAUUUAUUGACCCUUUUGGAUAGAAGACAGAGACACGAUGCAUCGCGCAAGGACUGCACUGCAGCUAAUCAGCCAUCCUGUUGGGCAGCAAAAUUUCGGCUCGUGGUUGAUUCGGAAUCCUUCUGCUAAGUUAAAUGGCGAACUCAUAGCAGCAGCAUCGGUUAAAUUAUAUAAUUCGGCGGCGGCCGAGCCUUUUUUAAAUGGCUCAUCGUCUAACUACAUUGAUGAUAUGUACAAUGCCUGGCUGAGGGAUCCGGCUUCGGUGCAUGCCUCAUGGGAUGCCUACUUUCGUAAUAACGCGUAUGAAGCCCCGCCAUCCCUAGCGCCGAUACCAAGAAACCAUGUUCCUGCAUCUCAGUACCUUGGCAGUUCCUUACCCGCUGUAGCUGGCGGUGCCGGUAUCGUAGGUGGUCGCAUUGACGAUAAAUUGAUCGACGACCAUUUAGCCGUACAGGCUAUCAUUCGAAGCUAUCAGUCUCGAGGCCAUCUGGUUGCGGAUUUGGAUCCGCUGGGUAUUCUCAAUUCCGACAUUAAAAGGGAUCCGGAAUAUAACCUACGCGCAAACGAAAGAGUCACCCGUACUUACAUGCAAUUCGAGGAAGCAGACAUGGAGCGUGUCUUCAAGCUUCCGAGUACGACCUUCAUCGGCGGUAAGGAAAAGUUCUUGCCACUGCGUGAAAUUCUCGGUCGGUUGGAGCGCGCAUACUGCAACAAAAUUGGCGUUGAGUUUAUGUUCAUCAAUUCGCUCGACCAGUGCAACUGGAUUCGCGAACGCUUCGAAACGCCCAACAUUAUGACGUACACGAACGAAGAAAAGCGACUGAUUCUGGCUCGGCUGACCCGUGCCACCGGAUUCGAGGCGUUCUUGGCGAAAAAGUUCUCUUCGGAAAAGCGCUUCGGUCUCGAAGGCUGUGAAAUUAUGAUUCCAGCGAUGAAGGAAGUGAUUGACGUUUCCACCAAGCUGGGUGUUGAGUCGAUCAUCAUGGGAAUGCCGCAUCGCGGUCGGUUGAACGUGCUGGCUAACGUCUGUCGCAAACCGUUGAAUCAGAUCUUUUCCCAAUUUGCUGGCUUAGAAGCAGCUGAUGACGGCUCUGGUGACGUGAAAUACCACUUGGGUACGUACAUUGAACGGUUGAACCGUGUUACGAACAAAAACAUUCGUCUGGCUGUCGUUGCCAAUCCCUCUCAUCUGGAAGCUGUAGAUCCAGUGGUGCAGGGCAAAACCCGUGCCGAACAAUUCUACCGUGGCGACGGUGAAGGCAAAAAGGUAAUGUCUAUCUUGCUGCACGGUGAUGCUGCCUUCUGCGGUCAAGGUGUUGUAUACGAGACGAUGCACUUGUCAGAUCUUCCGGAUUAUACCACCCAUGGUACAAUUCAUAUUGUUGUAAAUAACCAGAUUGGUUUCACAACUGAUCCUCGUCACUCGCGUUCAUCGCCGUACUGUACAGAUGUGGCACGAGUUGUGAAUGCUCCGAUUUUCCACGUAAAUUCAGAUGAUCCUGAAGCGGUCAUGCACGUUUGUCGGGUAGCUGCUGAAUGGCGUACAACCUUCCAUAAGGAUGUCGUUAUCGAUUUGGUUAGCUAUCGCCGGAAUGGACACAAUGAAAUUGACGAGCCGAUGUUUACCCAACCUCUUAUGUACAAAAAGGUGCGAAGUAUCAAGCCGGUUUUGGAUAUUUACGCUAACCAACUGAUUACUGAGGGCGUUGUUACUGCAGAAGAAGUUAAAAGCGUUAAGGAUAAGUAUGAGAAGAUUUGCGAUGAAGCAUUUGAGCAAGCUAAGAGUGAGACACACAUCAAGUACAAGGACUGGUUGGACUCCCCGUGGUCUGGUUUCUUCGAAGGCAAGGACCCGCUGAAGGUUGCUCCAACUGGAGUUAUUGAGGAAACGUUGGUUCAUAUUGGAAAUCGGUUUUCUUCUCCCCCUCCAAACGCUGCAGAAUUUGCCAUUCACAAAGGUUUAAUGCGUGUCCUGUCGGCUCGCAAGGAAAUGGUUGAUAACAAAACGGUUGACUGGGCUCUGGGAGAGGCUAUGGCAUUUGGAUCGUUAUUAAAGGAAGGUAUUCAUGUACGUCUUUCUGGUCAAGACGUCGAACGUGGUACUUUUUCGCAUAGGCAUCAUGUCCUGCAUCAUCAGACUGUUGAUAAAGCUACGUACAGACCGUUGUGUCACCUUUACCCCGAUCAGGCACCUUACACCGUUUGUAACAGCUCUUUGUCAGAGUUCGGUGUACUUGGAUUCGAGUUAGGUUACUCCAUGACUAACCCGAAUGCACUAGUCAUUUGGGAAGCUCAGUUUGGUGACUUCAACAAUACCGCCCAGUGUAUUAUCGAUCAGUUUAUCUCUUCUGGUCAAGCUAAAUGGGUUCGCCAAAGCGCUCUCGUCAUGUUGCUACCGCACGGUAUGGAGGGUAUGGGUCCUGAACAUUCGUCAGCUCGUGUUGAACGAUUCCUGCAAAUGAGCUCCGAUGAUCCUGACUACUUCCCACCGGAGUCCGAAGAAUUUGCAAUUCGUCAGCUACACGAUAUUAACUGGAUAGUGGCAAACUGUUCGACACCGGCCAACUAUUUCCAUAUCAUGCGCCGACAGAUUGCUCUACCGUUCCGCAAACCGUUGAUUCUCCUCACACCAAAGUCGCUGCUGCGUCAUCCGGAAGCAAAGAGUCCGUUCAGCGAAAUGGUCGAUGGAACAGAAUUCCAAAGGAUUAUUCCCGACGCUUCGGCAGCUUCACAGAAUCCGUCUAAAGUGAAGAAAUUGAUAUUCUGUUCCGGACGUGUGUAUUAUGACAUUCUGAAGGCUCGUCGCGAACGUCAACUCGAAUCCGAAAUAGCCAUCUCACGAUUGGAACAGAUAUCCCCAUUCCCGUACGAUCUUAUCAAGGCUGAGUGCGCUAAAUACCCGAACGCUGAGCUGGUCUGGGCUCAGGAAGAACACAAAAAUCAAGGCUACUGGACGUACGUUGAGCCACGUUUCGACACUGCAAUCAACUCGACACGUGACCUCAGUGUGCAAGAGAAGUAUGUGCUGCAGAAAUCAGCCCAAGGAUUCGACCUUUCCCAAGGCUCCUUCAAUGCACCGUCUGAAGAUAUCCCGAAAGGUCGCAAAGUGAAAAUCUCAUCGAGACCACUUAGCUACGUGGGACGACAUUGUGCAGCAUCGACGGCCACUGGUUCCAAGGCGCAACACACCAAGGAAUUGAAGAAUCUGCUGGAUCACGCCAUGGCCUUGUAAACACACACACACUUUCUUUUCUUCUGAUUCGAUCCACACCCGUCUAUCCUGGUGUCUACUACUAUUCCUAUUAGUAAUCACGACUAGUAGUGCAUGUAAAGCAGUUAAAAAAGUGCUACUAAAGAAACUCUUUUGUUUAUAAGAUAGGUAUUUAUUCAAAAAUAAAAGUACAGUAGUAAUAAGAUUUGAUUCGAUAUAAAUCGAAAAAGUUAUUUAUUUUUUACUGUAAAUCAGCGAAAAUGAAUCAAACAGGUUUUAUAUCGUUUAAGAACUAAGCUUCAAUGGCAAACUAAGUAUGUAAAAUAAAUAUCUUCAUAGUGCUAGUUUGUAGUAAAAUGUCACUUGAAAUAUAAAUAUGAAAAACAAAAAUGCAAACUGAUAGAACGAUAAACUUUUGAACAAGACUUUUGCAAUGUUCACCCUCGAAAAUCAUACAAUGAUUAGAGCGAUAGUCCAAGAGCUGCAAUUAGCCUGAUACAAAACUUGGACACAAUGUUUAUAAGCCUUCCACACUGUAAAAUAUUACCAACGCAGUUGAAGGAUUAUUGUUAAAAAAUUGCACUCUCUCAAUGCUUUGUUUGUAUAAUUUAACAACUUGUGCAUGCAUGUUUUCCCUAUGCUUAACAUUAGAUUUUUACAGCACAAAAUGUGCAAAGUUACGACAUACUUAGACCAUGCAGGCACUUUGAUAGAAUAUGCCGCAGAAAGUUUUCCGUUUCCCUUACACAACACUUGAAUCAAGCAAAAAUUUUCACCAAUAUUAACGUCUAAACCCAGUCUCAAACAAACUGCAAACUACUCAGUUUCGUUUUUUGAUUAUCGGAAAUAUUGCAAAUUUUUUUUUUUUUUUCAUUAAAACUUUCAUUAUACCAAUUUUGGCAGUUUACUAGUUUUAGUACCUAAAUUAUUUCGUUGAUAGACUGCACCAUGUAUAUGUCAAUAAACUCCUUUCCUUAACCGUUGAACUCUGUCUAUAAUUUUUUGAGUGAAUGAAGAAAAACGAAAGUGUCAAACGGAAAAUAUUCAAAAAAGAAUAAAAGUUUGAAACCAAGGUAUUUGUAAAGUGCCGCAAGUAUUUUUCUCUGUCGCUAUUUUAUAUAUCACAUUUUCUGUUUUUUUUUGUUUUGUCUUACUGAAAGAGGUGUACCGUUAACAAACAAAAAUAUUUUAUUUACAUUCAAUCUCCUAAAUGAUAGAAAUUUGAAAUGAAAACUACAGUCUAGAAAAAUUAAGUACCUAAUAUAUGUUGUGCAAUGAAGUAAGUCGGUCAUGGACGAUAAAUGUUGUACAUAUACACCACACUAUAUAACAAUGCACUGUACUGUAACUGAACAGCUAUUUCAUUUGUACAUUGAUGAAACUACGCUGAUUCAACAGCAACAACGGUUACUCAUUAGUAUCACAUGUCUAUAUUUUGGGACAGAUUCUUACACUGUUAGUAUAUUGCACUGCACAAUAUUGUUACAUAUAUAGCUAUUUAGAGAACCGCACCAAGAAUAAAGUGAUAUGUGCAAA
Molecule: messenger RNA, 4850 nt
Organism: Sabethes cyaneus
Lineage: Eukaryota; Metazoa; Arthropoda; Insecta; Diptera; Culicidae
Product: 2-oxoglutarate dehydrogenase complex component E1-like
Exons: 11
Coding region: 141-3335 (1064 amino acids)
Biological process (GO): tricarboxylic acid cycle
Cellular component (GO): oxoglutarate dehydrogenase complex; mitochondrion
Molecular function (GO): oxoglutarate dehydrogenase (succinyl-transferring) activity; thiamine pyrophosphate binding
Source: RefSeq, a predicted model, not a curated record